AUGGAGCAGGGCCAGAGCGUCGUGGCCAGCAGCUUCAAGCGGCGCAGGGAGCAGUUCUACGAGAACCGGCGCAGCACGAGCGACCUCUCCUCCGGCGAGAUCGACCUCGUCGACGACGCGCAAUCCACCAGCGCCAGUCACGCCAGCCACGUGACCUGCACUAGCACCACGCCCGUGGGCAAGUCCCUGCUGCUGGGGCAUCAGACGCUCGUGACGUCGGGCAAGCCCACCGGCAGCGACGAGGAGCUCGAAUCCACCAAAGGGACGCGAGAAAAGGGGUCUUCUGCGGCGAGGAAGACGCCGACCAAGGAUGGAGACGAAAAGGGGCUGAGUAAGAAGGUGAAGAAGGGCUCCUUCCGAAUGCCCUCCUUCCGCCGGAAGAGCGAAGCGCAGCCACCACCAACGCCACUCCCAACAGCGGCGCGGGCGGCGGAGGCCUCGGUCCGCCAGUCCCGCGGCAGUGCGAUCUUCGGCCGAAGACAGGCCGGCGGCGACAAGGUCCAGCUCCAGCACCGCUUCCGGUUACGGCGAGUCCUCUCCAGUGACCACCUUCCCAGCCAGAAUGACAAAGCCUCCAAGGCCAGAUGUGGGCGCUCUGGCUGCCGCACCCGAGUGCACGAUCUUGGAGCCACCGCAGUCUCGUUCCUUCGACUUGAUGUGCUGAUCAGCGGGCGUGGCGAGACAGAGUGGAUCCACUUGUCGUCGGAGGUUGUCCUGUUGGCGGCCUCUCGGUGGACCAACCUGUACAGUGCCACCAUUCUCGAGGGCACGAGCUGCGACGGCAAGCCUGCACACGUGAUCAACGCAUUCCUGGAGCGCUUGGGUCGUCCUGCGGCAGCCACGCUCACCCAGCUUGCGCUGCUAUGGCAAAUCGCGGAAGAGCUCCGUGAAGCUUCUGGCCGUGUUCCCGGCGCUCAGACAAGGACACAGAAGCGUUGGAUCAGCUGGCCAAAGUGUGCCCACAAAUCGAGGUACGUACGUGUCUCUUUUUAG
Molecule: messenger RNA, 993 nt
Organism: Acanthamoeba castellanii str. Neff
Lineage: Eukaryota; Discosea; Longamoebia; Acanthamoebidae
Exons: 3
Coding region: 1-993 (330 amino acids)
Source: RefSeq, a predicted model, not a curated record